UGUUUGUCUAAAAUGGCGGUCCGAGGUUGUGAAAUCCUGUGCGAGUCAGCUAUGUCGGCAAAUUUCUCCGUUUUUCUGUCCGCUUUCAACGCUUUCUCUGCCCCCACUGGACGUCAUUUCAGCUAGACUUGGUGCCACCUUUACAAUUAUGGCUGCCUGAGAGGAGGGAGGACCAUGGAGCAGUGCUAGGGACUGGGGAGGGGGGUGACGUUAUUCUGACUCUGGGGAAAGAAGCAAAGGGAUCAGACUUCUGCCAAAGACUGCUGAGAGUUCGUUUAUUCACUCCGUAACUGCCUACAAAUAUAUUAUUUUUGUGAAUAAUCUUGAACACUGUUAAUGUGUGGAAUCACCAAGAACUGUGCCAAUAUUCAUAUAAAGCCAUAAAUUCUUAAUAAGAGAGCACUCUAUUUUUCUAUAUAAACAAAAAACCAAGAAAAAAAAAGUUGGACUGCUUGAGGCUUGAACCAAACUGUUGAUGACAGCUCCGACAGUCAGGUGCUGUAGGAGUUGGUGUGUAGUAGGACAGGGGAGGGGGAGGGGAGAGAGAAGCUUACUCAAACGACCUUCACUCAAGGUCAAACCGUUGCCAUGGAGAGGGUCGCCGUAGAACCUGACUGCACGCCGCGAUGCCGCUCGUUCCGCCACGCCCGGGACCUGUUCUCGGUCAUCACCCAGGGAACGCUCGCGCACGUGAGGGCGUUCUUCGGGAACUGCCACAACUCGGGGACCGUGUUUGACGAGCAUGGGCGCACGGCGCUGCACGUGGCGGCGUCCUGCGGGAAGUGGGCCGUGGUGGAGUGGCUGCUGGGAUUGCGGCGGGUGGAGGUGGGGAGGAAGGACUGGGAGUCGGGCUGGACGGCGCUGCACAGGGCAGCGUUCUACGGACAGGUCGCCUGCGCACUGCCUCUCAUCAGGGCCUCAGCCAGUCUACAAGCUCAGGACAAGGAGGACCUGACCCCACUUGACCUCAUCAGGAGAGACCUGCCGGAUUAUGUGGAGUUCAGAACAACAGACCCAGCAGACGCCUACAGCUGGGGAACCAACACUAACUUCACCCUGGGGCACGGCAGUCAGCAGAGCAGGCAACAUCCGGAGGUGGUGGAACAUCUGUUUAAGGAGGGAGUCAGUGUCGCACAGGUUGUCAUGUGCAAGUUUCACACCGUGUUCCUGUCGCACAGUGGGAGGGUGUACACCUGCGGGCACGGCCGGGGUGGAAGGCUAGGCCACGGGAGUGAGCAGACUUACAUGGUGCCCACUCUAGUAGAGGGUCUAGCCUCCCAGACUUGUAUCCAGGUUGCAGCAGCAAGAGAUCACACUGUGGUGCUGACAGAUGAAAACACGGUGUUCAGUUUUGGACUGAACUACUGCCACCAGUUGGGGGUGCUGCCUGCUCCAAAAUUCUCCUCCACUCCUAGACAGGUUGCCCCCAGGUACCUGAAGAACAAGCGUAUAAAGGGUGUGGCAGCGGGGAGGUUCCACACGGUUCUGUGGACGGACGAUGCUGUGUACACCUGUGGGCUCAACGCUGGGCAUCUCGGCCUGCCCAAAGGUGACAGGACACAGGUCCAGCCUCACCUGGUCUCCGCACUCAACCUGAAGGACAUCCACAUCGCCAUGGUAACAGCGAGCGACGGGGCGACGGUCAUCGCCACACAGAAGGGAGACAACUACGACGUGUUCCUGCUGACAGACUAUCAGUGCAGGAAAAUCGCUUCUAAGCAGCUGCACCUGACUAAACUGGCCGUGUUUGGAGGUCACCUGGACUCCAGUCUGGACAGAGACACUCUACAGGAACAGGGGGGAGACGAUUUGGUCGUGCUGGCUCUCAACUCAGCCAAUAAGGUGUAUGUCUGGAGACCGUCCUACUCCUCCUUCCACCGCUGCUCGUGGAACUUCCGGCACCGAGACCUGCUGGUGACGGACCUGAGUGUGCACAAGUACGGGAUCGUGCUGUGUACGCCGCAGGGGGAGGGGUUUACGGGGAGCUUCGUCAGUCUCAAGAAAAAACAGGAGACGAUAACCAACAAAGCGGUUGUGGAGAAGUUUGAGAAGGAGGAGAAAGCCGCCGUGCAGCUGGAGAGGAUCCCGUUUAUCCACCGCGCCACGGGGGUCACCUCCGACCCCAAGGGGAGGAACUUUGUUGCUCUGCAGGUGGACCCAAAGGCAAGCCUACUUGAGGUUCCGACCAUCAGUCCUUCAGACAUGGGGAAAACCUUCAGGACACUCCUGGACGAGGCCAGUUGCCAUGACAACAUCCAUGAUGUCAUCAUACAGCUCCAUGGCCAGUCCAUCCCAGCCCACAAAUUCAUCCUGUCGUCUCGUAGCGACUACUUCCGCAAACUUUUCCACUCUGACAACACGGAGAGUUCCGACUCCAACCAUCCCGACGUCCUCAAGGUCAGCCAGGAGGUCGUCAAGGUCGAGAAGGUCAACCAUCACAUCUUCCUCAACCUCCUCCAGUUCAUCUACUCUGACACCUGUGACCUGCUGACCCCGGGGUACAGGCCAAAGUUCAAGAUCAAGGUUGAAGGGUCAGAGGGCAAAGGUGGCGGGGACUCGGGGAUGUUGAAUGGCGGGGUGAAGAAUGGAGAGUUCGGGGAGUUUUCCCUGGAUGACCUUGCUCACCAGUCUGCCUUCAGUGUGUACUCACAAGGGAAGAAAUCUCAGAAACAUAAGAAGGAAACCAAGUCUAAGGAAUCCAAGUCUAACCAGCAGACUGAAGACGACUCGUCAAACCCUGUCAAGGUUCUACAGAACACGGCCAAGAGGUUCGGUGUUCAGAAUCUGGUGAAGAGGCUAGAAGGGGUAAGGCUGGUAGGUUCCAAAGUGGAGAUAACAGAGAAGAAGCAGACACAGCGAUUCCGGUUCAGCCGGUCCAAAAGCCCUCACCUGUACGACCUGGCCAUCCGGUGUGUGGACGGGGAGGUGGUGCCGUGUCACAAGUGUGUUCUGGUGGCACAACUGGAGUACUUCCGCAGCAUGCUGGGGUCUGGCUGGAUGGAGACAUCAGCAGACACCCCCCUGGAGUUACCCAUCCCGGCAGACGUCCUGGCCCAUGUGUUAGAGUUCCUGUACACCGAUGACUGCCGGCCUGUGAGAGAGGCACAGAACAUGGAGCUCCUGUGUAACGUCCUGACCACAGCUGAUCGACUCCUCAUCACUCAGCUCAAGGAGAUGGCUGAAGUCUCACUCGUCAACCUCAUCACCCUGAGGAACGUUGCAGAGUUGUUGGAGUUUGCCUCCGUGUUUAACUCUGCGCAGCUGAAGGCAGCCUGUACACAGUUCAUCUGUCUCAACAUGGCACCGCUGCUGGAGGCAAGAUGUCUGGAGGUGUUGAGUGAGGAUGUCCUGGAUGACCUUGGCGCAGCGUACCGUGCCUCCGUCCCGGCCAUGUGUCGCAGGGUCAUCACUCCUUAUAUGGACGGGCCUGACCUCAGCUCCAUAGCAACAGAGCAGGACAGUCUGGAGGAGGAGGAGUUCAGCAUGGAGAUGACUGGGUCCUUCACUGAGGAACCCUUCAUCAGUGUUGAGGACAGCGGGUUUUCCCAGCGCAGACACAGGGACAGUACAGGCAGCCUGCAUGAGCCGGUCAGUGGGUCUCCCAGCCAGGCAUGGAAGAAGGCAAAGGCUAAACCCAAGAAACGCACACGUAAGAGAACAGACAGCACCAAAGGCCUGAACCUGUCUGACCUGUUGCCUGGUUACGUCCCGGUCAAAGGUGACCAGCAGGACGUUGACCUGCUCAGCAGGAGCUUUGAGGAGGUCAGAGUUCAUGACCUGUCUGCAGGAGAGGAUGAUGGGAGAAGCUCACAUGGGGAUCCAGAGAAAGAGAACCUGGCUCCUCCCGAGAGUGAUGCCUCCUCACACCACGAGACCUCCAGCCAGGAUGGAUCCAUCCCAGAAUGCACCUCUCCCCCACCCACAAUGCAACCUGGUGCAGUGCCAAAGAAGGGACCAUGGACCUGGGCAGGCCCCAGCAGUCCCCCAUCGUCAGCCUUUGACCUGCGGCAGAUCAUGGCAGCCGAGCAGACCGCAGCCUACAGGAAGGUACCAAACCUGCAGCUGCAGAAAACUGCCGCAGAACAGAGAACAGCUGCAGCACAGAAAACAGCCGCAGCACUCAGACCUGCUGCAGUUUCUCCUAGAACAUCACCUGCUACAAAGCCAACAAGUGUCACGUCUCCGUCACCUCAAGGACUGGUCAUCACCACUAAGAUGUCUCAGAAGGAGCGGAAGAGACAGCUGAAGUUCCAGGAAGAUUCCAGCGCACAGGAGCAAGCCGCACAUGCCCAAGCUAAAGGAAAACCAGCGUCCAACCCAUGGGGCCUGACCCCCAGCCCUGCUGCCCCUGCUCUGUCCUUCAGACAGGUCCUACAGGAGGAGGAGGGCGGAGGCAGGGAGGCUGUCUCCAUGGCAACUGUCACCAUGGCAACAUCUCCACCAUCACACAGUCGCGAGAAGACAAUCAGUUGGGGCUUACCAGUGCAUGGAGCAAAGCACCAUGGGAGCAGACAGGAGAAGCAGGGAGAUUCCCCACAAUCCCCCAGGUCACCCCAGAGCCCAACAGAACAAGCCAACCCGUGGCAGAGGAAGGUCCCGUCCAGCCCGCCGGCUCAGUCCACCGUUCAGCUGUCUGCGAUCAUCGAGUCUGAGAAGGAGCAGAGAGAAAACCUGGUCAAGGCAGCCAACAAACCUCUGGCACUCAUUCAGAUCGAGGAGCGAGCCAUACAGGAGCUGCUGGAGCACUACUCUGCCACAGGUCACCCCGAGGAGUUCAUCACCGUGGCCAGGGAGGUCAAGGUCACCGCGACCCCUGUGUGGAGGGCUUAGCAGGUCAAAGGUCACACAACCCAGCGAAGAGACUUUGGUCAAAGGUCACACAAAUGCUCUAUGGAGAACUUUAGACUAAUAGGUUUUCAACAAAAACAGUUUAACAUCGUCACUCUAGAUCUACCCUUCGUCUUCACCACUGUAGAAAUCCUGUUAAAAGCUCAACAUCUCUUGUGUGGAAAGGGUUGGAUGUUAUGA
Branchiostoma belcheri (Belcher's lancelet) is the source of this 5028-nucleotide messenger RNA. Its product is annotated as inhibitor of Bruton tyrosine kinase-like. NCBI's taxonomy places the organism in Eukaryota, Metazoa, Chordata, Leptocardii, Amphioxiformes, Branchiostomatidae. The record is from RefSeq and is a predicted model, not a curated record. Bases 589 to 4830 code for a protein of 1413 amino acids. Gene Ontology annotation, molecular function: protein binding. The transcript is spliced from 27 exons.